UCUUACAAUCGGUAAAACAGAACAUUAUCCACCGAAGAUAACUGAAGCCACUAAUAAAAGAGGGGGCCACUGGUAAAAAUUAAAUUUCAAGAAACGAUCUCUCGUCCGAAGAAUGAAACAUAAAUAUAAAUAAUUAUACUUCCAGGCAAUGAACCUACAAAAAUAUCUCCUGAAUACCAUAGACUCAAUCACUAAUCAGCAAGGAAUCAAAGAAUCCCAAAACGACAUAAUCAUUAAUACACGAUAAUUAAUUAAUCAAGAACCACCGAGGCGCCAAAGAUGCUCGAGAUCUCUCAAAUAAACGGAAUUCGAGCGCGUUUGAACCAGCUGAGACUUCUGCGAAUGGAAAUGUAAUCGGCAGCGAGGAACAUUUGGCGUGGAAAGAGAGGGGGACCCCCGUGCGCGAAGGGUUCACGGUAAAGGGAACCGCGCGGUAGUGCAACGACACGCUUCUACGGGUUAUGAUCGCGAUCGAAGGUAUUUCUAUUGCGAAAUCGUGCUCCAGUGGAGAUCCACGACGUCGGGGAUAGAUCGUUAAAGGGAUCAACGCGUAGCUCUGCGCGCCGCUGAACGAUCGUUUAACCCAGUUGCAUCAGCGGAAAGCAUUUCAUUCGUAUGCACCAGCGAGCGAGGUGGGAUCAACGAUCUACGAUGGAGGCACGCUUGCGCGGCUACUAAAUUGAAACUGUGAUACGACAAUAAUUGCCGCCGAUAAAACCGAUAAGAAGAGAUUGCUUGCGAACGACAAAUUUUUCUGUGCACACAGUAGGUCAGAUAUGACGUAUCGCUGCAAGUUUUUCUUCUGUUCGCGCCGCUAGUCUCAUUGUCUCACAUAAGAACGUCAUUCGGUGCACCGCCGCAAAAGCAGGUAUUAAGAAAAGUAUCUACGAACUUUCUUCUAUUCUCUCAACCAUUAACACGUUGACCGCUGCGACGGUCAUCGGUGAUCAACAUUGCAAGUGUCAGCGGUACAAGUGUCGCUUAUGGUCCUGGAAUUAAUUAGUCCUUGAUCCGACGGAAUGGGUGAUCUUUAAUGAUUUUAUCAGUUGCUGAAUUCUUGUAAUGUAAUUUUAUGAGCAUCGUUGCACGGCCGAUCGAGCGAGCGAUUGCGAUGAAAUUAAUCAUUGUGAGAAAUUGUAAUGCGAUACCAACGAUCUGUUAAACCGGUAUCGCCUGUCAACAUUUUUUUUUCCGCGAAUGCACGCACACUCUGAACUUAGAGUACCGUUUAUUCCUCAUAUAUACUUCUUUUUGCCUCUUCUGUAAAAUCAGUUGUCCAAGUAGACUCCAUGGAGAAGAUAAGCAUGCCGUUGUUCAAAGGCCGCGUCCCCCAAAAAUCACCGACGUCAGAUAAAAUUUCAAACGGCAGUUCGCAUUAUGGUAACAAUAAUCACUGGCAGAGGAGUAAAAACGAAAACGAACAGAACCCAAUGAACACCGGCAACGGAGAUCACAGUGGACAGAACAGCAAUACUGAAACGCAGGAACGACGAUCGUUGAAGGUUUCCAGGCCGUCGUUAAUUUUUCACUGUCAAUUGGCACAUGGAAGUCCUACAGGGCUGAUAUCUGGCUUCAGCAAUGUCCGGGAACUUUAUCAGAAGAUAGCUGAAUGCUAUGAUAUACCAGUGGAAGAAAUACUCUUCUGCACACUGAACACACACAAGAUAGAAAUGACUGAGUUGUUGGGCAGCCAGAUAGUGGUAGGUGAUUUUAUAUUUGCCCACAAGAAAGGGCGACCCAAGGAGAUUGAGCUGAUGAAAUCGGACGACGCUUUAGGGUUAACUAUAACGGACAAUGGUACAGGAUACGCUUUCAUUAAACGUAUCAAGGAAGGCUCAGUGAUCGACAGGAUAAAAGUAAUAGAAGUCGGAGAUCAUAUAGAGAAAAUUGACUCGAAUAGCUUGAUCGGUAAACGGCAUUUCGAAGUAGCAAGGAUGCUGAAAGCUAUUCCAAAAGGUUCGUCGUUUACGUUAAGACUAGUCGAGCCACUGAAGAAUGGCUUUGGUAGCAUUGGUCCACGUGGAGAACUGAAAAAGGGAAAGAAACCAGGUUAUGGUUCUGGAAGAGAGACGCUUAGAUUCAAAGCCGAUGGAAGCGCUCAAAUUGUGGAAAUGGUGGAUGAUGCUGCUGCAGUGGGCAUUGAAAAGAUUAAUGUGAUUCUGGAGAGUUUCAUGGGUAUAUACGAUACCGAAUUAGCUACACAGAUUUGGGAGCUCUCUGAAGGCAAAUGCAACAGCAUUGAAUUUGCAGAAGCAAUAGAUAAUUCAGACUUGGAAGCUUUUGGCUUUACAGAUGACUUUGUCAUUGAAUUAUGGGGUGCUAUUACCGACGCUAGAGCUGGUAGACAUCGAUGAUAAAAACGGUCGCUCGAGUUGCGACAAAAUAAAUUUCUAAAAGCUAUGAUUUCUGUGCAUUCCAAUUUAUUAAAUGCUCGUACUUUUUUUGAAUAUUAAAUUAUGACCAGCAUGUAAAAUGGUUUGCACAGUAGCUUAUACAAAUAAGGAAUAGUUGACACAGCGGUUACGAUGUAAAUUAUUCCUUUGUUAGCAUAUAGACCUAGU
Messenger RNA from Nomia melanderi (Alkali bee), 2561 nucleotides. RefSeq names its product PDZ domain-containing protein GIPC-like protein kermit (gene kermit). Gene Ontology annotation, molecular function: protein binding. The record is from RefSeq and is a predicted model, not a curated record. NCBI's taxonomy places the organism in Eukaryota, Metazoa, Arthropoda, Insecta, Hymenoptera, Halictidae.